UUUGACUUUGUGGUUUCUAGAACAAGUGUGAAAAGGUUGAUCAACUUUGUUCAGGGAGUUAUCUCAUUGCCUGCUAGCCAAGUUCAGCAAUCGGAUAUGGCGUCGGAAACAAGAGGUGGAGACAUCGCAAUAGCCAUCGUGUCCGUGAUCAUCGGCGGGAUCGUGGUGAUCGUGGUGUCGGUGCUCAUCUACAAGUGCUGCAAGCUGCGCAUGAUGCGCAAGUACGGCGGCCUUCCGCCGCCGCCAGUCCUGCCUUUGGUGGAGACGAGGACGGCAGCGGCGUUGCCAACCAGCGGCAACGGCGGCACGGCUGCCAUGGCUAGCGUCAAGCACAGCAGCACCAGCAGCAGCUAUGGCGCCGUGGACGUCGUCAAGAACCGUCCACUGAGGUUCAGCUCGCUGCAGCUGCAGGAAUUCACCGGCAACUACGCCGAGAAGCUCGGCGCCGGCGGCUUCGGCGUGGUGUACCGAGGCCAGAUCCCGCUCCCGGAUCACGGCAGCCUUCCGGUGGCCGUGAAGGUCCUCGGCAGUGAGAUGGGGCGGCGCGCCGAGGAGCAGUUCAUGGCGGAGAUCGGCACCAUCGGGAGGACGUCGCACGUCAGCCUCGUCCGUCUCUACGGCUUCUGCUUCGACGCCGACCUCAAGGCCCUCGUCUACGAGUUCAUGCCCAACGGCUCGCUCGACCGCCACCUCUUCUUCCACGACGCCGGCGGCGGCGGCGACAAGCUCGGGUUCGACAAGCUCUACGACGUCGCCGUCGGCACGGCGAAGGCGAUCCGGUACCUCCACGACGAGUGCGAGCGGCGGAUCAUCCACUACGACAUCAAGCCCGGCAACGUCCUCCUCGACGAGGCCUUCCGUCCAAAGGUCGCCGACUUCGGGCUGGCGAGGCUGUGCGAGCGGGAGAGGACGCACAUGACGAUGACCGGUGGUGGGCGGGGCACGCCUGGGUACGCGGCGCCGGAGCUAUGGAUGGCAGCGCCGGCGACGCACAAAUGUGACGUGUACAGCUACGGGAUGCUGCUGUUCGAGAUCCUGGGAAGGCGGAGGAACUACGUCGACGGUGAAUCGAAGGACGAGAGCGCCGACGAGCGCUGGUACCCGCGGUGGGCGUGGCGGCGGCUGGAGCGCGGGGAGACGGAGGUGCUGGCGGCGCGGGCGCUCGCCGGCGAGGCCGGCAAGGAGGGGAGGAAGAAAGUGGAGCGGAUGUGCGCGGUGGCGCUGUGGUGCGUGCAGUACCGGCCGGAGGACAGGCCGUCGAUGAGCGGCGUCGUGCGGAUGCUGGAGGGCGACGAGGACGUCGCCGCGCCGGCGGUGAGCCCCUUCGCGCAUCUCGACUCCGAUCAGCUGGUGUCGCAGACUUUCACGGCGGGCACCACCACCACCACGUUCGGAUCCGCCGCUUAGACUGCAUUGAUUAUUAGGUUCUCCUCCAUUCACCCUGUAAACAUUUGCUCUUGUAGUUUUAUGCAUUUGCCUUGUUUGGAAACCUCUUACCAUCGAUUGUAUUGCUCUUGCUCCUACCAGCAUCUAUGGUUUAAAGGUGUCACUGUAAAUGCAGUAAUCGGACUAUAUUAGAAAAUUUUCAAAUACCAUACGA
This is a messenger RNA of Setaria italica (foxtail millet), 1600 nucleotides long. Its product is annotated as rust resistance kinase Lr10. The record is from RefSeq and is a predicted model, not a curated record. The coding region runs from base 97 to 1407 and encodes 436 amino acids. Gene Ontology annotation, molecular function: ATP binding; protein kinase activity. Lineage: Eukaryota; Viridiplantae; Streptophyta; Magnoliopsida; Poales; Poaceae. The transcript is spliced from 2 exons. Gene Ontology annotation, biological process: protein phosphorylation.